Messenger RNA from Dromiciops gliroides (monito del monte), 1983 nucleotides. RefSeq names its product family with sequence similarity 81 member B (gene FAM81B). Lineage: Eukaryota; Metazoa; Chordata; Mammalia; Microbiotheria; Microbiotheriidae. The record is from RefSeq and is a predicted model, not a curated record. Bases 16 to 1125 code for a protein of 369 amino acids. The transcript has 8 exons.
UUUCCUCCAGUCAGAAUGUCAACUGAGAAUUCCACAGAUCUAGUUCAGUAUGUUUCCAAGGAUCAGCCUUUUCUUCCUGCCAUUCCAGGGAAUCUGAGGUAUCCGGUAGAAGAACGGCUAGCUAGCCAGGAAAGAACUAUAGCCGUUCUUCUUGAACAGGCCUUUCGCAUCAAGGAGGAGAUCUCAUCUUGUCUUCAAGGGAGCCGGGGAUUCCAAAAAGAGGAGUCGAUGGCCCGGCAGCUGCUGGAAAACCACAUCCAGACUAUCACCAGCAUUGUCAAAAAGCUCAACCAAAACAUCCAGAUUCUAGAAGAACAAAUAAGAGCCCGGGACAAUGCAACCACUGAAAGUAAUUUUGCUUCUCAGAGUUUUAACCAGAAUCAGCUUCAUGGAAUGGGAGAUCUCCGGGGAAGAGUGGCUAGAUGUGACGCAAGCGUAGCAAAGCUCUCCGGAGACAUUAAUGUCAUCAGGCACGAGUAUCAGAAAGUUGAGAAAGACAUUCAAACACUCAAAUCUGUUCUGGAAGCUUUCUCCAAGACCGUGGAUGUGAAGGUAAUGCAGCUAUUAGGAAGGAUAGACACUUAUGGUGUGGAGCAAACCUCCAACUUAAAGGCGGUCCAGGGGGAUAAUAACCAUGAAUUGAGUCUUCUGAAUUUCAGAUUAAAUGCACUUAAAAAUGAGCUCCGUGAACAAGUUCAGAACCAACAGAAGUGGACAGAAAAUCAGCUUAUGAAAUCGGAAAAAGAACAGCUCUUGCAUAUAAACCAAUUUCUCAACACCGUAAAGGAGAAAAUGGAAGAAACAAAAAACAAAUUGGAAGGAAAAGUGCAUGAACUAAUAGUGAAAUCAGAACAGUUACUAGACCCGCAGAGAUUUGAAACAGAACUGAACAAAGUGAAGUUUGCAGAAAACAAGUUGCAUAAAAGGAUGAAUCGAGUAGAAAGACAGAUAUGGGAAGAGCUAAACAAAAUCCAGAAUGAGUACCAAUCAGGAUUUCAAUCGAUUCGUGGGUCUCUUGAAUCCCUCCAACAAAUACAGACGACAAAGAUCCAGUUAGAGAAAUAUAAAUUCCAGAAAGACAUAAACAAGUUGCAACGCAAGAUAGUGGAACUUCAAGAAAUGUAAACCCUGUCUCCAUCAUCUUCUUUGUUCUCUCCUAUCCAUGGAGCUUAUUGGUUUGCUGAAGAGCUGCAGCCAGGAAUGUGAUAUCUUAAUCCUGCUGCUUACAUUUCUUUUGCCACCCACACUUUAAAAAAGCUAUAAAAGCCAAUAAAGCAAGACAGAAAGAAAUAAAUGAAUGUUUUUGUUCAUUUGUUUUUUAAAAAUCCAUAGGCUCAUAGAUGUUAGAGCUGGAAGGAGCCUUGGAGGUCAUCUAAUCCAACCUUCUCAUUCUACAGAUGAGGAAACUGAGGCCCCCAAGAUGGUAAGGGGUUUGCUCAAGGUCUCAUCUGUAAGAGGUGACCUGGUUCAGGUUCAAAUCCAGGUCCCUUGCCUCUAAAUCUAACACCCUUUCCAUUGCACCAUCUUGGCUCCUGUCAUUAAGGGUUGGUAUCUUACAUUUUCAUCUUAUUAGCCCAGGAGAUUUUAAUUUUCCAAAAGUCAAAGGUUUUUGGUGGGGUUUUUUUAUUUCAAAUAGGAAUCCAUGCUCUCUAUGUGCCUGUGAAAGUGGGGAUUUGUCCAGGGGAAAAAAAUGUUUUUGCUUAUGCUAUUUUCUGCCCCUGUAAGGUUCACUCUCUCCUCUCUAACUCUGCCUUUCCAAUUCCUCUCCAUCUUUCAAAGAUCAUCUCAGUUAACCAUCUCUUUCAUGCUCCUUCCCAGUAGAAUGCAUCUACAUCACUUACAAACACUUUGAACCUCUCUUAAUGCACUUUUACAUUAUCCUCUGUAUUAUAGUUAUUCAUGUCCACGUCUCAGCAUGGGUGGUACAGUGGAUAGAAUGCUAGGCCUGGAGUCAGGAAGACCUGAAUUCAAAUGUGAUUUCAG